Molecule: messenger RNA, 1319 nt
Organism: Cuscuta epithymum
Lineage: Eukaryota; Viridiplantae; Streptophyta; Magnoliopsida; Solanales; Convolvulaceae
Source: the annotation of a GenBank genome assembly
UUUGACCAAAAGAAAACUGUUAAUCAUAAAGAGGGUUCCCAGUUCCCACUUCCCAGCAGUUCUAACAACGAGAUAAUUAUUUGAUCACGGCAACAAGUUGAAGUUACACGCCAUUUCCUUCUUAAUUCAUCCAUCUAUUCUUCUUCAUCAUCAACAACAAACUCUCCCUCCGGGAAAAAUGAAUGAUCUGAUGACUAAAUCUUUCUUGAACUAUGUGGAACUGAAGAAACAAGCCCAAAUGGACAAUGAACCCGAUGAUCAGGACAUAGAAUUAGGCCACCUCAGCAAUGAAGAUUCAUACAGCCUCUCCCUGUUCUUCCAACAAGUUGAAGAAAUCAAGACAGACAUAAAAGGGAUCAAAGAUCUCUUCUCUGAUCUGCAAUCCCUGAACGAAGAAACCAAAACCACCCAUAGUGCCAAACUUUACCGUGGUUUGCGGGACAGGAUGGACUCGAACAUGGUCACCGUCCUCCGCAAGGCCAAAUCUGUCAAAACCAAACUACAAACACUCGACCAAUCAAUCUCCGGUCAUCAAAAGGGGACCACGGCUGACCGAAUCCGACUUUCCACCACCCACGGGCUGAGAGUCAAACUAAAGGACAUCAUGAAUGAUUUUCUUUCCCUAAGACGAAAGGUCGUCUUGGGUUACAAAGAAGACCUUAGAAGACGGUACUAUAAUGCCACUGGGGAGUUUCCAAGUGAAGAAGUGAUCGAGAAGAUGGUUUUGGGAAGGGAAGAUGUUCAGAUUUUCGAGACGAAAGUGGAGAUGAAAGAGGAGAGCAAAGAGAGGCACGAGGGCGUGAUGGAUAUCCAGAGGAGCUUGGAUAAGCUUCAUCAGGUGUUUCUUGACAUGGCUGUCAUGGUUGAGGCUCAGGGUGAGCAGAUUGACAAUAUUGAACGCAAUGUCGCCACUGCCGGAAGCUACAUCAAUGGUGGAACACACAACCUCUUCUACGCUAAACAGAUGAAGCGAGGGGGGAGGAAGAUGCUGGUUUACUGGAUUUUCUCCGUGUUGGUUAUUGUCUUGCUGGUCUGCAUCAUCAGCCUGUUAAGUUCCUGAGAUGGGAGAAAAAAGUGAUCUUGAUUAUGGUUUCUUUUUCAGGCAAUAAAAAAGUUCAGGUUGAAGCUGCUCUUUUGUAACCCGGCUUGCGUCCGACUGUAUUAAGAAUUCAUUUGAGGGAUUGUUCAAGGCUUAUUAAUAUUCGAUUAUGAAGAAUGCCUACUAUAUGACACCCCCCUAUUUUAGUGUGUAAAUGUUGUAAUAAUUAGAUAUAGGGUAGAUUUAGGGCACCACAGGCUCCCCCGGUACAUGCUACAGG